Chelmon rostratus (copperband butterflyfish) is the source of this 1452-nucleotide messenger RNA. RefSeq names its product insulinoma-associated 1b (gene insm1b). Bases 1 to 1452 code for a protein of 483 amino acids. Gene Ontology annotation, molecular function: DNA-binding transcription repressor activity, RNA polymerase II-specific; RNA polymerase II cis-regulatory region sequence-specific DNA binding. The record is from RefSeq and is a predicted model, not a curated record. Gene Ontology annotation, biological process: neuron differentiation; regulation of cell cycle process; negative regulation of transcription by RNA polymerase II. Gene Ontology annotation, cellular component: nucleus; transcription repressor complex. NCBI's taxonomy places the organism in Eukaryota, Metazoa, Chordata, Actinopteri, Chaetodontiformes, Chaetodontidae. The transcript has a single exon.
AUGCCAAAAGGAUUCCUGGUAAAAAGAAACAAGAAAUCUGCACAUGUUUCCUACAGGACUCGGUCAGACGAAGAUGACCUCCAGGAGCCACCCACCCCAGCUGCCUUGCCGUGUCAGGCGGACCCCUCCCCGCCGAUGUCCGUGGCGUCCAGUCCGGACCGCGCAGCAGCAUCGCCGGAUUUCACAGCAGCUGAGGCGCCGGUGCCAAGACUGGAGAAGCCGGCGCAGUUCGGCAACCCUGAGGCGGUGUGCCAAGCCCUCUACAGCCCCACCCGGCCCAUCAGCAAGGAGCACGACAGGGGAUAUUUUGAGCGAAGUUUCAAUCUAGGCUCGCCCAUUUCUGCCGAGUCAUUCCCGACACCUGCCUCCCUCUCCGGCCUGGACCAUCUCAUGUACGCCCCGGUCGAUCUGAAAAUCGGCACCAGCAACAGCAGCCGCAGCGGCACCACCACCAGCAGCCUCCCGGCACCGAGCAACCGGGUCGGUACCAAGAGACCCGCGGCGGACGGCACAGAGCGCAAAUCCAAACCUGCCUCCAAGAAACCCAAAGCCAUUAGAAAACUCAACUUUGAAGACGAGGUGACGACUUCUCCCGUGCUUGGUCUCAAAAUCAAAGAGGGGCCGGUGGAGAUGAAGCCAAGGGCGCAGUCCUCCGCAGGAAACAAACCUUUAGGGGAGUUUGUGUGUCAGCUGUGUAAGGAGGCGUAUGCGGAUCCCUUCUCUCUGGCUCAGCACAAGUGCUCCCGCAUCGUCAGGGUCGAGUACCGGUGUCCCGAGUGCGAUAAGAUGUUCAGCUGCCCGGCCAACCUCGCCUCUCACCGCCGUUGGCACAAACCCCGGACCACCGGCGUGCCGGCGAUGUCACCCGCACAGAGCAUCAAACCAGAGAUGGCCAAAAUGCCACCGCUUGGUGUCAAGUCAGUCUCCGACGAAGCCAAAGACAUGAGUGACAGAGACACCCCGAGUCCAGGUCUGUCCGAGUCUGGCUCUGAAGAUGGCUCUUAUGACUGCCAGUUCUGCGGGAAGAGGUUUAAGCGACAGGCAUACCUAAGAAAACACAUCAUGGGACACCAGGCCUUGCAAAAGAAAGUGCUGGAGGAGCACGGGUUUCAAACCAGCGACCGCGCGGCAGAGCAGGCUCCGGUCUCAUCCUCCUCCUCCUCAGCAGCAUCAUCAUCAUCCUCCUCCUCAGAGGAAGCCUCAAACCAAAGCCCACUCAAUCUGAGCCCGGUGGACUGCCUGCUGUGCCCGGUGUGCGGGGAGAGUUUCACCAGCAGGGCCGGCCAGGAGCGACACCUGCGCCUCAUGCACUCCUCCCAGAUUUACCCGUGCAAAUACUGCCCCGCCACUCUCUACAGCUCGCCGGGGCUCACCAGGCACAUAAACAAGUGCCACCCCUCGGAGAACAGGCAGGUGAUCCUGCUCCAAAUGCCGGUGCGCCCCGCCUGCUAA